Molecule: messenger RNA, 783 nt
Organism: Trachymyrmex cornetzi
Lineage: Eukaryota; Metazoa; Arthropoda; Insecta; Hymenoptera; Formicidae
Exons: 4
Coding region: 1-783 (260 amino acids)
Source: RefSeq, a predicted model, not a curated record
AUGUAUGAUAUUACGUUGUCUCCCGAUGAUGCUCGACGUGCUGCUUCAGAUAUUACUUUUGCUACAUCUCUCUUAAGUGCAGCAAUUUUACAGCAAAAUCAAGAAAAUAACAUACAAACUGUAGCUAAUGAAAUUGCAACAACUGCAGUAGAUAAUAAUUUGUCAAUGGAUGGGAGUGAAGAAGGGUCUUUAUAUCGAUGGACUGAUACAUGUGUUAUCUUUUUAUUACGAACGUAUCAAGAAAUGGAAAAAAAAUUUACUAGCGGAAAGAUUUCACACAAGAAGUGUUGGGAACAGAUUGCGAAAAUUAUGAAAGAUAAAGGAUAUAAUAUAACAGGCCCUCAAUGUUCCUCAAAAUUAAGAAGUUUAAAGAAGACAUACAAAUCAAUAAAAGAUCACAACGCCAAAUCUGGCAACGAACGACGAACUUGGCAGCAUUAUGAGAUUAUGGAAGAAAUAUUUUCCAAGAAAGCUUGGUGUAAUCCAAUAGCGCUUGCUUCGUCUACGGGAUUAUCUGUAAAGAAUACAGACAAUGAAAAUUCUACAGCUUCGUCAUCGGAGAUGUCAUAUACUAGUGAUCUUAGUCUGCUUAAUGAUGAUUUAGUAAAUAAAGAAAACAUUUCAAGUAAUACAAAAACUUCGCGACAGUCCACGACUGGUCUUCUUCAAAAAAGACUGGCUCAAAAAGAAACGCAUGAACAAAAGCGACAAAAACGCCAUGAACAAAAAAUGGAGAUGGAACAAAAAUUAAUUGAUACUCUUGCUCAAUAUUUGAAUAAGUGA